AUCCGCCUAUCCCAUCCCAGUGCGCGAGCAGCGAGCUGAAAGUUUGGCGUCUUCACUUCUCAAAUCUCGCCCGGAAAUUUUCACUCUGGCUUCUUCACCAAUAAUAUUUACAAUCCAGACGAUUCCGGAUUCCGUUUCGGCAACGAUGGGACCACUCGAUAAGCCCAAAAGUGCGUCGAAUGAGCAAAAGGAGGAAUUGGUGCGGAUAUUCGAGGAGUACAAUCAGAGGCCGAAGCAGGAGAAUGCCGAGACGGAUUACAAGGAACGGCAGCGGUUCUGGAUUGAGGCCACCCAUCGGCUGAACAAAAUUCCCGGGGGAACGAUGAAAUCGACGGCCAAGUGGGUCAAAUAUUGGGCGGAUGUCAUUAUUAAUUUGAAGCGAAAGUGCAAACUGGUCAUCGAGGGACGUUCCAAGAAGAUUGGUCCGAGUCCGCUGGAGGUGCGAAUUCUGUCGGCAGCCACCUGCUACGACGUGCUGGAUUUGUGGACAAAGGCUUUGUCGUCGGAUGGGAUCGGGGUGCUGGAGACUUCAAUGUCCGGGGAUGUUCACGAGGAGUAUUUUCCGGAUGAUUCCGGGGUUCAGAAGGAGGAAAUUGUGAUCGAACACUACGCCAGUGACGAUCCGCUGGACGAGGAAUUUGUGGCGAGCUUCUCCAAACCGGUAGAUCAUUGCGAAGAUCACAGCCAGGAAACGUCGGUCACAACGGAACUGGAAAUCCGCAAGCCCACGGUGGAAGAGCUGAAGAAUUUGACCAACGCAGUUACGACGGCGGAAUACGUCGAGUUGACAACGUCGGCCGCGUUGGAGGCGAGCACCAGCGAAUUCCUCAGGCCCAAAGUGGUCCACCGCAGCGUGACAUCGUCGGCAUCGACUUCGACGUCCACUCCGGUCAACGUUGCUGCUGCUUCUGCCUCGACCGACCGAUUGCGGGAAGAUCUCAAGCGGACCUCCGAGAAGCUGGAGUCGGUCAUGAAACGGCGACGGUUGGACGAUUCGAAAUUUGCGAUCGCACAGGCCCUCACCAACAUGUCCGCGGCGUUGCUGCAACUCUCGAACGGGAUGAACGAGCUGGCCAACGCGCUCACCAACGAUGCAAUGUAGAGAUUUUCCCCCUCGAGAUUUAGAGUAGAGAGCUGUGCGAGUGUGAAAGUCGAUUAAAGUUUAUCUUCUAAGUGUAGACGAUCGAGCGAUUUACUGGCCGAAUGUCCACUGUAACUAGUUGUAA
Molecule: messenger RNA, 1226 nt
Organism: Culex pipiens pallens (northern house mosquito)
Lineage: Eukaryota; Metazoa; Arthropoda; Insecta; Diptera; Culicidae
Exons: 2
Coding region: 146-1102 (318 amino acids)
Source: RefSeq, a predicted model, not a curated record